AUGUCUGUUAUUGAUAAGAAUUAUCGUGAAAAAUGUUGGUUAGCACGUGAUGAUUAUUGGAAAUGUCUCGAUAUGAAUAAAGAAGAAAAAGAACAAUGUUUAAAAUUUCGUCAAUUAUUCGAAUCAAGUUGUCCAGCAACAUGGGUAACACAUUUUGAUCAAAAACGUGAAUAUGAUAUAUUUAAACGACAAUUAGCACUUGGUCAAGUGGAAACAGACAAAUUAAAAUCUAUAAAACAACAGCCAACACCUUGA
Molecule: messenger RNA, 255 nt
Organism: Rotaria sp. Silwood2
Lineage: Eukaryota; Metazoa; Rotifera; Eurotatoria; Philodinida; Philodinidae
Source: the annotation of a GenBank genome assembly